Messenger RNA from Dendronephthya gigantea, 2018 nucleotides. RefSeq names its product L-tryptophan decarboxylase-like. The transcript is spliced from 5 exons. The coding region runs from base 277 to 1887 and encodes 536 amino acids. The record is from RefSeq and is a predicted model, not a curated record. Gene Ontology annotation, molecular function: phosphatidylserine decarboxylase activity. Gene Ontology annotation, cellular component: mitochondrion. Gene Ontology annotation, biological process: phosphatidylethanolamine biosynthetic process. NCBI's taxonomy places the organism in Eukaryota, Metazoa, Cnidaria, Anthozoa, Malacalcyonacea, Nephtheidae.
AGGCGUUAUUUCAGCAAUUUUGGAAUCGGUUCCAACGCGAGCAUAUGCAAGGCCUGAUGCGACGAGCAAAGUGGAGAACAGAGAAACGGCAAUUCAAGGUCGGUGAUAUCCAUCGUCCUAGUCGUCAAUUCAAAUGCCGCGAGAGGAAAGUGGAGCCUUGCGCAUAUUGUCGAGGUCACUACCCUGGAAGAGACGGCAUAGUUCGGAAAGUGAAGGUAAAAACUAAGUCUGGAAAAUACCAGCGAUCAAUUCAGAAAUGUUGUCCAAUCCUAGAAGAUGAUUCCUUCUAAUCGUGGUGCCGGAGGGCUGGAUCGGACAGUUUACAUAUGGUUUGAUUAUUUCAGUUAUUAUUAUCAGAUUAUUUUGGUUAUUAAUCAUUUCGCAGUUGUUAGUGUAACCAGAGAACAUAAGAAUAUCGGAUUUAUUGUGAGACAAGCGUGCGAGAGAGUGAGAAUUUGUGAGUUUGACAAUCAGUGGAGAUCCACUCUUCAAGAAGCAGUGAAGCAUACAGUACGCAUAAACAUGAGUGGCGAACCUGAACGUAUCGGUCAGCUCCUUUCAAAUAGAAAGGUAUGCGACAAAUUGCUUGCUGGGUUACUCAACGAACUGGAAACGAAGCACAAGGAACAGAUAGACCUGAUUUUGAAGGCGCACCCGCCAGCCUCAGAUGAAAAUGCAGCCUUGAAAGGUCAUUCGCACAUUCACGGCCUACCCGACUAUAAUGAGAUGAUCAACAAAUUGGCUCUUCAUCCUCCUGUGGCUGCACUUCGAGAUCAGAUUAUUACUGACCCAGAAAUAAACAUGUUUUUCCAUCAAAUGUUCUGGCAACAACGAUCGCUGCCAGAUAUUUCGGAAGGAAAGAAAAUCUGGUGUUGGCAAAUCAUGAUUCUUCUUAUCAACAUGAUCAUGAGAAAGGCGCCCGAGUUUAACAAAACUCAUUUUGUUGGUUUUCCAAUCAACGUGAUCUUGAACUGGCCGAUGGCAACUACGGCUGGUUUUGCUGCGUUCCUGAACGAAAAAGUGAACAAAUUAUUCAAAAACAUCUUGAAUUACUGGGGCGAGUAUUUGUCCAGCUAUGAGUCUACGUAUGUCUUGAAUGAAAACAAGGAAUCUGGUUGGUUUGGUGAAGAUGCGAUGGAAGAAAUGCCGAAUUUUGUUAAAGAAUUUGAAUGUGAUCCUACUAAACCACACUAUGGCUUCACAUCGUGGGACGAUUUCUUCGUUAGGAAGUAUCGGCCUGGAAUACGGCCAGUCGAAUCUCCUGAAGACGACAAUGUCGUAGCGAAUGCCUGUGAGUCUGCACCCUUCAAACUGGCACAUGACAUCAAACAACGAAACUGGUUUUGGGUCAAGAAACAGUAUUAUUCACUGGAUCAUUUGCUCAACAAUAAUGCGAUGGCUAAGAAGUUUUAUGGUGGAACCCUCUACCAAGCCUUCCUCAGUGCAACCAGCUACCAUCGAUGGCACAGUCCCGUCUCUGGUCACGUUGUGAAAACAGAGUUGGUCGAUGGUUCUUACUACAGCCAACCUUACAACUUUCGAGACAAUGAUUCUCAGGGUUACAUCUGCCAAGUUGCUGCAAGAGGUAUCAUCUAUAUCCUGGCCGACAAUCCUGAUAUUGGUCUGAUGGUUUUUAUCUCUGUUGGGAUGUCCGAGGUCUCCACCAAUGAGAUUACCGUGAAGGAAGGUGACUACAUUAAGAAGGGAGAUGAAAUUGGAAUGUUCCAUUUUGGUGGCUCAACUCAUUGCCUCAUUUUCCAGCCUUGGGUGAAUGUUUCGUUUGAUUUACGUGGUCAAACACCUGGCACAUAUAAAGAUCUUUUCAAUAUCCCUGUACGAUCGAGAAUUGCCGUUAUUUCCAAACCGAAGGUUAAAGGAGGCAAAUGAUAUUGUCAUUCAUACUUGACUCUCUUUCAUUAUUUGCUGCUCGGUAAUUUGCUAAGCUGAUGUUGUAAGGUAUUUGUUUAGCAUUUGUUUAAAGCUAUUUUAGUAUAUCAAUAUUAAAAUAAAGUUAAUCA